AAACACGAUAAUUCGCAAGGUAAUUGACCAAAGAAGGUUCAGUUGUGGUAUCAAAAUGGACGUAACUGGUCCCAUCGAGCACUCAGUAGCUUCGAAAAAAGUGAAGCACAAAUUUUUCCAGUGGACGACCAAAUGGUGCUACGCGCAUGUGGACCAGAGCACGGAGAAGCCCGACGUGGCCAGCGUGGUGUGCCUCCUGCAGGCGUUGGGAUGUCAGCUGAGGGAGUACGAGAAAAACAAUAAUCCGGCCGAUGAGCUGAAGAGUAAUUCGUUAAAAAUUGUGCUGGAGUGUGGGACCUCGAGAAUGAGGGCUGUUUUAGAACUGGAUGAUGUCAAUUGUCAGUGCUUGAGACCCGAGGACGCGAAGGAUGCUUCUCUCUGGAGCGUGUGUGGUAGAGCUCCCACUGCAAGUUGUGAGAGCAUCAAUAAAUUCGAAGAAACUGGGAGCAAUCUCCUGCCCCAAGUCUCCAAGGAUGAUCGCGCCAUGAUUCACGAUGUGCUCUGUCAUCUCCUCGAGACGAUAAAUUUCAAAUCAGAAAAUCAGAACAAAAAUUCAACCUUCAACCUGAGUAGUUCUAAAACUUCCUUGAGUUCGUCAUCGUCAAUUGAUAAAUCCGAGGCUUUCACACGCGCCCUGACGCAGCCAGAGAUUUAUCGACUGAAGGAGGGCAGAAGCAUCAUAAGAACUCCAUCGGAGAUUUCCCUCACCGACAGACACCUAUCGAUGAGUAUCCAGAACAUCGCAAACCUCAUCGAGACCACGCCAACUCCUCCCAGCACGAAGACUCCUCCGCGGCUCCAGCGUCAGAUGACCUGGGGCAUGGACUCGAAGAGCGAGAGCGAGCCUCGUCCCUCUCCCCCCAAGAUAUCGAGCUCACCCGUUGUCCUCAGCGAUCUGUGCACCUCGUUAGGACAAGUGUCCCUUCCGAGUGACGAUGAGACUCUGAAUCUCACCGAGUGCCUGAGGAGAAUUAAAUUUUACACUGAUAAAGCACUGAUCCUCUACAGGAGAUGUUCCCCACUGCCUGAUAAUGAUAACGCAUUCGUGAAAACGAAGAUAGUGAAGCCGAAAGCGAGUCCAGGUCGUGUAAACUUGACGUCCAGUUCAAUCAAUUCGAGUCCAGGUAGCCUUUCCUCAAGUAGAUUGACGAUUCAAAAACCAAUGACACGUCGAAGUAUUGGGGCUCCUGUUACCUCCAAGCAGAUGUCUGUUCUUAAAACUACACCCACCAAGCUGUCCCCCCGGAGGCAGAGCAUUGGAAGUACAUUUCAGCCGGGUAUGAAAUUGGCAAUAGCCGGUUCCCUGAAAAAUACCACUAUCCAGAAGAAGAUUUUCAGUAAACCCAGCCCAUCCACUAGCUCAAACUCCUCAUUAUUGAGUGUUGACUCUCGAGGUCUCCCGACAAAACGAAGGAUCUCACCAGAUCCCAAGAGUCACAGUCCACUGGUCAACAAACCAGGGUUGGCCCACCUCAAGACAUUAACGCCCAAAGCCCCAGGUGGAGGCAACAGAUCCCUCAGCGGAAUUCCUCUGGGAACUGCAGGGCACGCGGCUUGUGUACCUGGUAGCUCUUCCAGAACAGAUGGUUCGAACACUCUGGGCAGAAAAACUGCCAUUGGAGGGUCCAAACUCCCUACCACGAGGAAGUAAACAUGGGGAUGUGGAGAAGGAUGAUUCAAUUGAGUAAAUAAAUUCACCGUGUGCUUCGGUGAAGGGAGACAUCACGGGCAGGUGGACUUUUUUUUUCAGUUACUGGAAAUUUUUUCAUGAUUUUUUUUCUCACUGUAAAUUUAUGAUUUAGGAGGUCAUUAAACUUUUCACCCUCGAUCUCAUCGGGGAUAUUUUUGAAUGAUAAUAUAUCUAUGAACGUAGGGUUGCAUUUAAAUGAUGAAAUAUUGCAUGUGCUUAGUUUAUUGUCGUGUAAAGUACGCAAUUUCGUUCAGAAUAAAAUAUUGUUUUAGUUCA
This is a messenger RNA of Diachasmimorpha longicaudata, 1966 nucleotides long. RefSeq names its product mucin-2-like. The record is from RefSeq and is a predicted model, not a curated record. The transcript has 6 exons. The coding region runs from base 56 to 1651 and encodes 531 amino acids. NCBI's taxonomy places the organism in Eukaryota, Metazoa, Arthropoda, Insecta, Hymenoptera, Braconidae.